Molecule: messenger RNA, 4509 nt
Organism: Cinclus cinclus
Lineage: Eukaryota; Metazoa; Chordata; Aves; Passeriformes; Cinclidae
Gene: CPS1
Product: carbamoyl-phosphate synthase 1
Exons: 39
Coding region: 1-4509 (1502 amino acids)
Biological process (GO): 'de novo' pyrimidine nucleobase biosynthetic process; L-glutamine metabolic process
Cellular component (GO): cytoplasm
Molecular function (GO): metal ion binding; ATP binding; carbamoyl-phosphate synthase (glutamine-hydrolyzing) activity
Source: RefSeq, a predicted model, not a curated record
AUGACAAGAAUUUUGACAGCUUGCAAAGUGGUGAAGACUUUGAAAGGCAGAUUGAAGUUUUGCAAUGUGUCUGCUGAUUACUGGAGUUUCUCAAGGACAGGUACCAGACUGUUGAGCAUCAAGGUGCAGACAGCGAACUUGGUGCUGGAAGAUGGGAUGAAGAUGAAGGGUUAUUCUUUUGGCUAUCCAUCCUCCACAGCAGGGGAAGUCGUAUUCAACACAGGACUCUCUGGGUACACCGAAGCCUUGACAGAUCCCAGCUACAAAGGACAGAUUCUUACCCUGGCUAACCCCAUAGUUGGGAAUGCUGGGGUGCCUGACACGGCUGCUUUGGAUGAAAUGGGCCUCAGGAGAUUUCUGGAGUCUGAUGGGAUCAAGGUUUCAGGUUUACUGGUGCUGGAUUACAGCAAUGAGUACAGCCACUGGCAGGCUACUAGGAGCCUGGGAGAAUGGUUGCAAGAAGAACAGGUGCCUGCACUGUAUGGGAUUGAUACCAGAAUGUUGUCCAAAUUAAUUCGUGACAAGGGCACAGUACUUGGGAAGAUCGAAUUUGAUGGUCAACCUGUGGAGUUUGUAGACCCAAAUAAGCAAAACUUAAUUGCAGAAGUUUCAACAAAGGAAGUCAAGAUUUAUGGCAGAGGGAAUCCAAUUAAAGUUGUAGCUGUUGACUGUGGGUUGAAGCACAACAUUAUCCGUCUGCUGGUAAAGCGAGGUGCAGAAGUGCAUUUGGUUCCAUGGGACCAUGAUUUCACUGGCAUGGAUUAUGAUGGACUUCUAAUUUCUGGAGGUCCAGGGGAUCCCAUGAAAGCCCAGGAAGUGAUUCAGAAUGUCAGAAAGGUCCUGGAAAGCAAUCGUCCAGAGCCCCUGUUUGGAAUUAGCAUGGGACAUCUAAUCACUGGAAUAGCAGCUGGAGCUACUUCCUACAAGAUGCAGAUGGCCAACAGAGGCCAGAACCAGCCUGUCCUGAAUGCAGUGAAUGGACAGGCUGUCAUCACUGCUCAGAACCACGGCUAUGCCAUCAAUAGCUCUGCCCUCCCUCCUGGCUGGAAGCCUCUCUUUGUGAAUGCCAAUGACCAAACAAAUGAGGGAAUUAUGCAUGAGACCAGAUCGAUUUUCACAGUUCAGUUCUAUCCAGAUGCAAAUCCUGGGCCCAGGGACACGGAGUUCCUAUUUGAUUCAUUUAUUUCCCUGGUUAAGAGAGGGAAAGGCACGACCAUUCCCUCGGUCCUUCCCAAGGCUGGAGUGACAGCUUCUAGAGUGGAGGUCUCCAAAGUUCUCAUUCUAGGAUCUGGGGGUCUGUCAAUUGGUCAGGCAGGGGAAUUUGAUUACUCUGGAUCACAGGCUGUGAAAGCCUUGAAGGAAGAAAAUGUGAAAAUUGUCCUCAUGAAUCCAAACAUUGCUUCAGUGCAGACCAAUGAGACUGGCUUAAAGCAGGCUGAUGCUGUCUACUUCCUCCCCAUCACUCCACAGUUUGUCAUUGAGGUCAUCAAGGCAGAGCGUCCCGAUGGAUUAAUUCUGGGCAUGGGUGGCCAGACUGCUCUCAACUGUGGAGUGGAACUCUUCAAGCAAGGAGUGCUGCAGAAAUAUGGUGUGAAGGUCCUUGGUACCUCAGUUGAAUCCAUCAUGGCUACAGAGGAUAGAAAGCUUUUUUCUGAUAAACUAACUGAGCUAAAUGAAAAGAUUGCUCCUAGCCUUGCAGUGGAAUCGGUUGAAGAUGCUCUGAAGGCAGCUGAAAAGAUUUGCUACCCUGUCAUGAUACGUUCUGCCUAUGCCCUUGGUGGUCUGGGGUCUGGCAUAUGUCCUGAUAAGGAAAGUCUGCUGGACCUUGGUACAAAGGCAUUUGCAAUGACUAACCAAAUUCUGGUGGAAAAGUCAGUUGUUGGCUGGAAGGAGAUAGAGUAUGAAGUUGUGAGAGAUGCUGCUGAUAACUGUAUUGCUGUCUGCAACAUGGAAAACAUUGAUGCUAUGGGAGUCCACACAGGAGAUUCUGUUGUAGUGGCUCCAAGCCAGACACUCAGUAAUGAGGAGUUUCAGAUGCUGAGGGAUCGUGCCAUCAAAGUUGUCCGACAUUUGGGCAUUGUGGGAGAGUGUAAUAUCCAGUUUGCUCUGCAUCCAACUUCCCUGGAGUACUACAUCAUUGAAGUUAAUGCCAGACUCUCAAGGAGUUCAGCUUUGGCCUCCAAGGCAACAGGGUAUCCAUUAGCAUUCAUUGCUGCCAAAAUUGCCUUGGGGAUUCCCUUGCCAGAAAUCAAGAACGUAGUGACAGGAAAAACCUGUGCUUGCUUUGAGCCCAGCCUCGAUUACGUUGUGACCAAGAUUCCCCGCUGGGAUCUGGACCGUUUUCAGCACACUUCCAACCGCAUCGGGAGCUCCAUGAAGAGUGUGGGAGAGGUCAUGGCUAUCGGCCGCACGUUUGAAGAGAGCUUCCAAAAGGCCCUGAGGAUGUGCCACCCCUCAGCAGAUGGCUUCGUUUCACAGCUGCCUAUGAACAAAGCCUGGCCAGCCAUUGUAGAUUUGCAGAAGGAGCUCUCUGAGCCAUCCAGCACUCGGAUAUAUGCAAUAGCCAAGGCCUUGGAUAAUGAAGUCCCUGUGGAUGUCAUUCACAAUCUCACAGCCAUUGACAAGUGGUUCCUGUAUAAGAUGCAGAACAUUGCCAACAUGGAGAAGAUCCUAAAGGAAGUGAACAGGCCUAGCAAAACAAUUCCAGAAGAGACACUGAGGAGAGCCAAACAGAUGGGCUUCUCUGACAAGCAGAUUGGGAAAUGCCUGAGGCUGACUGAAAUCCAGUGCCGUCAGCUGAGACUGAAGAAGAAUAUAGUGCCCUGGGUGAAACAGAUUGACACCCUGGCAGCAGAAUACCCAGCAGUGACUAAUUACCUCUAUGUCACAUACAAUGGGCAGGAACAUGAUGUAAAAUUUGAUGACUGUGGAGUGAUGGUGUUGGGCUGUGGACCAUAUCAUAUAGGCAGCAGUGUGGAGUUUGAUUGGUGUGCUGUCUCCAGCAUCCGCACGCUGCGUCAGCUUGGCAACAAGACCGUGGUCGUGAAUUGCAACCCAGAGACAGUGAGCACAGAUUUUGAUGAGUGUGACAGACUGUACUUUGAGGAGCUGUCACUGGAAAGGAUCCUGGACAUCUACCAAUAUGAGGGAUGCAGUGGCUGCAUUAUUUCUGUAGGUGGGCAGAUUCCCAAUAACUUGGCAGUGCCACUGCACCAGAGUGGAGUGAAGAUUCUUGGCACAAACCCUUUAAAGAUUGACCAGGCAGAAGAUCGCUCCAUAUUCUCAGCUAUCCUGGAUGAGCUGCAUGUGGCCCAGGCUCCCUGGAAGGCAGUCAGCACACUGAGAGAUGCAGUUGAAUUUGCAAGGUCUGUGAGUUAUCCAUGUUUGCUGAGGCCCUCCUAUGUUCUGAGUGGGUCUGCAAUGAAUGUAGUAUUCACUGAAGAGGAAAUGAAGAAGUUCUUAGCAGAAGCCACCAGAGUCUCUCAGGAUUACCCUGUGGUACUCACUAAAUUUAUUGAAGAUGCCCGUGAGGUGGAAAUGGAUGCUGUAGCCAAAGCAGGAAGAGUUAUUUCACACGCUAUUUCAGAGCAUGUGGAGGAUGCAGGUGUUCACUCAGGAGAUGCCACCCUCAUGUUCCCCACGCAGACCAUCAGCCAGGGAGCCUUGGAGAAGGUAAAAGCUGCUACAAAAAAGAUUGCAAAGGCUUUUGCCAUCUCUGGUCCAUUCAAUAUCCAGUUCCUGGUGCAAGGCAACACCGUGCUGGUGAUAGAGUGCAACCUGCGGGCUUCACGCUCAUUCCCCUUUGUGUCCAAGACUCUGGGUGUGGAUUUCAUUGAUGUGGCCACUAAAGUGAUGAUUGGAAACCAGGUUAAUGAGUCAUCCCUCCCCACAAUGGAACAUCCCAUUUUCCCAUCCAGAUAUGUUGGGAUUAAGGCCCCAGUGUUUUCCUGGUCCAGGCUGAGAGAUGCUGACCCUGUUCUCCGAUGUGAAAUGGCCUCUACUGGGGAGGUUGCAUGCUUCGGGGACGACGUGUACUCUGCUUUCCAAAAGGCUCUGCUUGCCACAGGGUUUAAAUUUCCUAAGGAAGGAAUUUUGAUUGGAAUCCAGAAGUCCUUCCGCCCCAGAUUCCUCAGUGUAGCAGAAGUACUGCAUAAACAAGGCUUCAAGCUUUAUGCCACAGAAGCAACCUCAGCCUGGCUCAAUGCUAAUGGCAUCCCAGCAAAUCCUGUGGCAUGGCCAUCACAGGAAAACCAGAGUCCAAGCCUCCCUUCAGUCAGGAGGCUGGUGAGUGAUGGGAAAAUAGAUCUGGUGAUUAACCUGCCCAACAGCAGCACCAGGUUUGUCCAUGAUAAUUAUGUGAUCCGGAGGAUGGCAAUUGACAGUGGGAUUGCUCUGCUCACUGACUUCAAGGUGACAAAGGUUUUUGCUGAAGCUCUCAAAUACUCUGGAAAAUUGGACUCCAGGAGUCUCUUCCACUACAGACAAACUGACAAUGAGAGCCCUGCAUAG